Messenger RNA from Aureobasidium pullulans EXF-150, 1425 nucleotides. Its product is annotated as FAD binding domain-containing protein. Bases 1 to 1425 code for a protein of 474 amino acids. NCBI's taxonomy places the organism in Eukaryota, Fungi, Ascomycota, Dothideomycetes, Dothideales, Saccotheciaceae. The transcript is spliced from 4 exons. Gene Ontology annotation, molecular function: oxidoreductase activity; FAD binding. The record is from RefSeq and is a predicted model, not a curated record.
AUGUCAACAUUAGACGGCUUCGACCUCGAAUGCACUAUCCACAACCUCCUCAAAGCUUCCGAAAUCAUCGAUUCUUCAUCCGCCCAGUACAAAUCUGAAUCGCAAACAUGGCAAGCGCAUCGAAACCUCCAUCCUAAGUUACUAGCUAGACCGGACUCUUUAGCUAGUCUGUCUCGACUUGUUGCAUAUCUCGCGGAUACCGAUCUUGAUUGGGCUGUUCGAUGUCAAGGUAUUGGUGAUGCCAGUGCGAAAGAUGUGCUGAUCAGUCUUGCUGGAUUCAAAGAGUUCAGCUUCGAUGCUGAAAACGAGAGUAUUAUCGUUGGAGGAGGCAUGACUUGGGGGGAGGUGGAGGAGAAACUGGAGGAGCAGGCACCUGGAUAUCAAGCUGUGAGUGCACGAUGCAGUUUCGUCGGCGUUGGCGGCAUGAUUCUGCAUGGCGGUCUGUCCUGGAUGUCAUCUACCUACGGUCUCGCCUCAGACCCUCAGAACUUUCUCGAUGCGCAGGUCGUCAAACUGGACGGCAGUAUCAUUUGGGCAUCCGAAGAACCAGAUCUACUAUUCGCUCUCCGCGGUGGCGGUCAUGAAUUCGCCAUCGUGACUGCCUUCAAACUCAAAGUUCGCAAGUUCUCACAGAAGAUCUAUAGCGGAAGCAUCAACUACCCGCGAUCUUCGCUGCCAGCAUUGGCAAAAGGCGUUGCUGAGUUUGCGAAGAGAAUGGAUGAGUGGCCUAGUACGGCGAUGUAUCUGUACAAUUUGGACUUGAUGGAAGGAGUAUUCAUCGGUGCGAAAGCUCAACCUGGAUUGGCCAUCUGGCUAUUUGAUACUGAAGGCGAAGAACAUGGAAGAGAGGUAUUUAAAUGGGCCCUGGAGAUCGAAGGAGCUGUUGACUUGACUAAGGUCAUGAAUCUGAGGGAGGUCAAUAUCUAUGGUGACAGUGUAAUAGCAGCAAAAGGAGUCUGCUCAGCUAACAUGUCCAACCCAACAGUCGCAGGAACAGAUAUGACGGCAGACCUCAUUCUUCGCGCUUGGGAUUGGCUAGAAACCACCAUCGCCCUCGAACCCACCAAACUCAACAUUGGCACAUUCGUUCUACUCGAAUUGUUCCAGAAGGCUGUCUUCAAAUCUGCUGAUGGCAGCAACGAAUGUGCCUGGCCGCAUACACAAAAUCAGCAUCUCCUGCAACUUGGAGUUGGCAGACCGGAUGAGGGAGAUUAUCCUACGAGGCUGGAUGAACAGGCGUUGGACAUGCUCAAGAAUGCUGGUCCUAUGAUUGUGGGGGACAGAUUCCCGUCGGCGGACUACUUCAUUAAUUUCUUGCAACCCUGGAAUGACUACAGAGCGGUCUAUGGCGACAACUACGAGAGGUUACAAGCCGUGAAGAAGAGAUAUGAUCCGAGGGGAGUUUUGGUCAGGAAGAACGAAUGA